UGUUCUCUCUCCUCUUUUUACAUUCUCAUUUGCCAACAUGAGCAAGAUUUCCCGCGAGUCUCUCCGUGAGUCCGUCCAGCUUAUCAUCAAGGGUUCUGCCGAAGACAAGCGCAAGUUCCUCGAGACCAUCGAGCUCCAGGUCGGUCUGAAGAACAUUGAUCCCAACAAGGACAAGCGUUUCUCUGGCUCCAUCAAGCUGCCCGUCAUCCCCCGCCCGAAGAUGAAGGUUUGCAUCCUCGGUGACCAGCAGCACCUCGACCAGGCCCAGGCUGCCGGCCUCCCCACCAUGUCCGUCGACGACCUCAAGAAGAUGAACAAGAACAAGAAGCUCAUCAAGAAGAUGGCCAAGAGCUACGACGCCUUCCUCGCCUCGGACUCUGUCAUCAAGCAAAUCCCCCGUCUGCUUGGCCCCGGUCUUAACAAGGCUGGCAAGUUCCCCACCCUCAUCAACCACACCGACGACCUCGUCGCCAAGGUUGCCGAGACCAAGGCCACCAUCAAGUUCCAGAUGAAGAAGGUUCUCUGCCUCGGCGUUGCCGUCGGCAACAUUGGCAUGACUGAGGACGAGCUUGUUUCCAACAUCAACAUCUCGAUCAACUUCCUCGUCUCGCUCCUCAAGAAGAACUGGCAGAACGUUCGCUCGAUCUACAUCAAGAGCUCCAUGGGCAAGCCCCAGCGCCUCUACUAAACACUCACUUGCAUGCUCCUACCAGCAAGGCUCGAAGAUGGAAUGGUCCCCAGGAAUGCGUGACGAGCGGGAGAGGGCGGAGACUUGAAUGUUCGCUUGUCCCCCUCCUUUCUUUGUCCUUUCGUCGCGUUUUUAUUUUCUUUCUUCAAGUUUGUGUGUUUUGUUUGCUCUGUCCCUGUUUCUCUUUUUCUCUCAACCCCCCUUUUUUUCACAUUUCUUUUUGCCGAACACAAAAACAAAUCGGAACCAAAGCAAUUUGGUUUUCGCGAGGGACUCCUUUCGCACCUUGCGCUAGUGAUUACCAAAGCGUCUCUGUUUCAUUCUAGAGUCGUUCUUGGGAGCGGAAAUCUUUCUCAUGGCAAUACACUUAUUCUUCUUUUCCA
Capsaspora owczarzaki ATCC 30864 is the source of this 1071-nucleotide messenger RNA. RefSeq names its product large subunit ribosomal protein 1. Bases 38 to 688 code for a protein of 216 amino acids. Gene Ontology annotation, molecular function: RNA binding; structural constituent of ribosome. Gene Ontology annotation, biological process: translation. Lineage: Eukaryota; Filasterea; Ministeriida; Capsasporidae. Gene Ontology annotation, cellular component: large ribosomal subunit. The transcript has 2 exons. The record is from RefSeq and is a predicted model, not a curated record.